Molecule: messenger RNA, 571 nt
Organism: Prorocentrum cordatum
Lineage: Eukaryota; Dinophyceae; Prorocentrales; Prorocentraceae
Source: the annotation of a GenBank genome assembly
CGCGCGGCGGCUUCGCCUGGCCGCGCCUGGACGCGCGGCCCGACGGCGCGCCGGUGCUCGACGCGCCAGAGAUGCCGCCCGGGGACCUGUCGUUGGAGGACCGACCUGCUGCCCGAGGGUCGCGCGCAGCAGGUGCCGCGCACUCAGGCUCGCGCGCGAGCGGCCCUGGGCGCCGCCGGCGCGCUGGCGCCGUGCCAGGGCCCCGAGCAGCCGGAGGGGCAGCUCGUGCAGGAGGCCCUCGGGCGCCUCUACGCGCAGCUCCUCGAGGCGGCCUCCGGCGCCGCGGUGCAGAGCCUGCUGGGCGCGCUGUCGGCGCUGCUGCCCCAGCUCGGGGGCGGCUGCGGCGACGGCGCGGCCCGGCUCGCCGCGGCCGCCGAGGUGGAGAUGGAGCUCGACGUCUCCCGCGACGCCUCCCCGACGCCCCCGCCGUCGCGGCGGCACGGGCUGGCGCAGCCCGUGGCCGUGAUGUGAGGGCUUGUGUUUCCGCCUCUUCCUCAGCAGCCCCGACCUCCGGCCCCUUCAGUCAAGCGAACGGCCCCGGGGCGCCCUCGGCCAGUGGCACGCAGCCCCC